Molecule: messenger RNA, 927 nt
Organism: Eptesicus fuscus (big brown bat)
Lineage: Eukaryota; Metazoa; Chordata; Mammalia; Chiroptera; Vespertilionidae
Exons: 7
Coding region: 1-927 (308 amino acids)
Biological process (GO): intracellular iron ion homeostasis; iron ion transport; G protein-coupled receptor signaling pathway
Cellular component (GO): cytoplasm; membrane
Molecular function (GO): ferrous iron binding; ferric iron binding; pheromone receptor activity
Source: RefSeq, a predicted model, not a curated record
AUGGCGCCAGAGGAGAGUGUGGAAGCUUCUUGCCUGCUGCAGAGUUUCAAGUGCUGCUUCCUGGUGGCAUGCACGCUGCACUCCUUCCCCUGGCAGGUGCUUUUCUACAUGAACAAGGUGAUGCGGGGCCUCUCCAUCUGCAACACCUGCCUCCUGAGAAUGCUCCAGGCCAUCAUCAUCAGGUCCAGCACCUCCUGGUUGGCCAGGUUUAAACAGAAACCCACCUGUUCCAUCUACCAUUCCUUCUUCUUCCGUACAUCAUCCAGAGCCUGUUUUCCAUACUGCCACUACUUAGAGAUGCCUGCUUUUCAGGAAUUAUGCUGCUCUCAAGUGCAGGCAUCUGAGGCAUUCCCAGCACCUUCACACCACCAGCCCCUCCCUACAGAGCUCCCCAAGGAAAAGGGCCUCCCAGACCCUUCUGCUGCAGCUGAGAUGGAAGACAAGUUAUCGAUCCCUGAAGAGUGCAGUGCUGCUAUGAAUAAAGUGUUAUCUUAUGAGCUGCACAUCAGUGAUGCUUAUUUAUCUAUGGCCUGUAAUUCCAUUGAUGAAUCAGUACAACCUAAUUUUGCCACAUUCUUUGAAGACCAAGCUAAUGUGAAGAGGGAAAAUGGAAAGGAAUUCCUAGAAUAUCUAGGAAAAUAUAGGAAUAAAAUCUGCCUUCCAGUGUUUAAGAGGCCUGAGAUCGAUUACUGGGGAACCGGCAUAAGCGCUCUAGAGUGUGCUCUGGAAUUGGAAGACCAGUUAACCAAGCUCCUGAUGGACCUGAAGACCACAGCUUCUGCCAAGAAAGAACGUGAUGUCUUAGAAUUCACAGGAAAGUACCUGAAAGGACAGAAGAAGAGCACAAAAAACCUACAAAUCAAGAUAGGAUAUUGUAAGGAAUUUGAGAAGCAGGCCCAGAAGGAGGAAAAGCCUGCUGAAAGUUAG